Molecule: messenger RNA, 6492 nt
Organism: Saccostrea echinata
Lineage: Eukaryota; Metazoa; Mollusca; Bivalvia; Ostreida; Ostreidae
Product: ninein-like
Exons: 31
Coding region: 108-5021 (1637 amino acids)
Biological process (GO): microtubule anchoring at centrosome
Cellular component (GO): centrosome
Molecular function (GO): calcium ion binding
Source: RefSeq, a predicted model, not a curated record
AAAGAUGUAAAGAUGGUGAAAUGACCCAGCUGAUUGUCUUCAUGGGAAAAAGAAAAGGAAUGGAGUUCAAAUCAUCAGAAAGACAAGGUGGAUGAGUUAGUGGAGCAAUGAAUGUGGAUGAGGUGGAAGAUGUGGAUCUGUACAUCGCACAGCUGAAGGAAGUGUUUGAUAGCUGUGACAUCUACCAUCGUGGCUACCUCAGUCGUAGCGAACUUCUGGCCCUCUGUCACAAACUACAGCUGGACGAGCAGGCGGAGGACAUUGUGGAUCACCUCAUAGACAAUGCUGAAUGUGAUGAGAUUGACUUCGAGCAUUUUAAGGAGAAUUUCGUGAACAUUCUCUGCCAGUCGACUAUCGAGCGUGUAGAACAGCAGAAUGACGUCAGCCUUAGUGCGAGCAUACACGAGCAGUUUAUGGAUGCUGACCAGUUUGAGGAUGCUGAGGACGAAGAAAGUGAUGACUUACACGAGGAGGAGGGUGAAGAAGAAAAUGAAGGGGUAGAAAAACACCAGGAAGAGGAAACAAAAGAGGAGAAUUCACCCAGAGACACACCUGAGUUUUUAGAUCUCCAAGAGGAAGUGACUCCAAAGUAUGUGCAAGGGAACAAGAGGUAUGGCAGACGAUCACGUCCAUUUCAGCCAGAGGACUUUGAAGAGUUCAUGAAUACAAACGCAGAGUCAGAAAAAGUGAUUUCAAGUCAAAAUACACAACCAGAGAAAUUAACCUCAGAAAAAGAUCGAGUCCAUAAAAAGCCCCCUCUUCCCCCCAGAAAAGGCACACAGCACACAGAAUCCAAGAAUAAAGAUGACGAGGAAACCGGGGACCCAGGUUCACCCCGGAGACAGGAAGAGGAGGGAGGGGAAGAAGAAUCCGAUGGAGAAGUGGAAAAAGAGAUGUUUGAAGCUGAAGGACAAAUGAAUUUAAACAUGUCCGAGUUGGAACAGGCACAGGAGAUAAGUGGACAUGAGGAGUACCUACGCAAUAUCUGGAAGACGUUAAAUGUUGGGCGCGGUGGAUACAUCACCGCUCAGGAGCUGGGCCAAGUCUGCGACCAUAUUGGCAUGGAAAUGAAUAAAAAUGAGCUGCAGCAGUUAUUUGACCGUCUGGACCAAGACAGUGAUGGACGCAUCAGUUUUGAGGACUUUGUUGGGGGUGUCUUUCAGCAUAAUAAUGGGGGCGCCACAAGUCAAUCUCGGAGUCGUGUUGGCACACCACGCUCACUAACACCCAGAACUCACUCAGCCCAGAAAAAAUUCCGACCCACAGCAUCUGGUGCAGAAGAAAGGACAACUCCAUCAUUGAUAAGUGGUAGUGGGUCAUCUGGGCUCUUUACUGUGCUUGACACAGAACAUACAGGGUUUGCAAUGCCAGACAGCAUAAUUGAUUUAUGGGAAAAAUACAGUAUCACCGAUGGUGCAGAUAUCCUUCUUGCCCUGGGCUUUGAUUUAGUGACAAGAAUCAGCCUCCUGGAUCUCUCCUAUCUUCUAGAACAGGAAAUGAUGGCAGCUGAUGAAGAGAAUGCCAUUUAUCAGGCAGCCUUUGCUUCUUAUCAGCAGGAGAUUAUACACAUCAAAUCCUCAUUAGAGCAGCAGAUGUGGGCUACUGACAAACUAAAGCAAGACCUCACAGAGGCCAACUCUCGUAAUGCACUGCUGGCCAAGGAAGUGGACGAGAGACAUCUCCAAAUAGAGCAGUCCACCGAGAAAAAACUCAGUUCUAUAGAGAAGAAGUAUCAGGAACAACUAAGAGGCUUACAGACUGAGUUAGAACAGGAGAGGGCUCAGGUGAGCUCCCUGAAGAACGGUCUGGACUCAGAGAAGGAGAGGAUUGAGGAGGAGGAGAAGUCACUGAGAUUCAGGCUGAUGUCUACUCAGAAGGAUAUGGAAAAAAUGGAGGCAGAAUUGGUAGAGACAAACGAGAAGCUGGCAGAGAGUGAAAAGUUAAACACAAAGUUACAGAAAGAUUUUGAGAGGGUGGUGGAACUACAACAAAAGUGGGAGGAGUAUGAAGCCUCUGACCUGAUGACCCCAGAACAACAGAGAUCUCACCAAGAAAAACUCACCAGAACUACCUCAGAAAACCAGAGGCUGAAGGACAUGAAUGAUGAACUGACAGCCCAAGUAUUGGAGCUUCAGCAACAGAUCUACUCCCGAAAUAAAAGUGAGCACUUGGGCAGCCAGACCCCCAAUUUCGGGUCACGUAUCCCUAUCAGGGAGGGGUCCUUCUUGUCAGACUAUGUUAAGACCAAACGAGGAGUUCGCUCCUCUGUGUCCUCAGAGAACUCAGAAGAUGAGGGUCUGCACAUCCCUAACCACCCAGGCAGGGUCCGAAGGCGACUCCCCUUGGCCCCCGCUGAUGAUGACGACACUUGUAGUGUAAGUAGCAUACAGAGUGACAGGGACUACAUUGAGAUCCUGAAGAAAGAAAUAACAGAUCUGAAGAUCCACAAUGAGAGGGAAAAGAAGGACCUGGAACAGAGCCACAGGAAUGAAAUAUUACAACUGGAGGAAAAAUUCCAAACAGAAAAGGAGGAACUGCAGAAGAGUCACAGGAAUGAAAUGUUACAGUUGGAGGAAAAAUACAAAGGGGAAAAGGAGGAACUGCAACAGAGUCACAGGAAUGAGAUCAUUAGACUGGAGGAAAAAUACCAAUCUGAAAAGGAGGAACUAGGACAGAAAUUUAAGAAGGAACAGGACAAACUUUUGAAGGAAAAUGAGAAAAAUCUCCAGAAUGACUUUCAAACCAAGAUGGAGGAAAAAGAGAGAGAAUUUUCCUCUGCACAGAAAGCAAUGGAAGAGGAUUUCCAGAAGGAGAAGCAGAAAAUCAUUGACAGUUUACAAGAGGAAUACAAAAGAGAACUGCAGGCUCAGGUCUCACAAAUGGAAAGUGAAAGUAAAAAAGACAAAGACUUGGAAGUGAAACUAGCAUGUUCUUUGGAGGAAAUUCAGAAGAUGGUGCAAGAGAGAAAUGACUUGCAGGAACAAUUAGCCUUCCAGAAGGAGGAAUUCUUAGCUCAGUAUGAGCAAGAACAGAGUGAACUCAAAGAUGAACUCGAGUCCACUUUAAUGGGUACUGAAAGUGCAAUAAAAAAAUUAGAGACAGAAAAGGUGCAAUUGUCUAUGAAAAUAGAGGACAUGUCUCAACAGUUUGAAUGGGAAAAGUUAAAAAUUCAAGAGGAGUUUGAAAAAGAACUUCAAAAACAAGAAAAUGAAUACCGCAGAGAUUUACAAGACUUUGAAAAUAUCUUUGCACAGGGAGAAGUGGCCCUGAAAGGAAAGCUGAGGGACGACUUUUAUGAACUUCUGGAAAAGCACAAGAAGGAUAUAACAGAGACAGAAAAAGAGGCCAUGAUGAAGGAUCUUCAGAAGGAGAGGCUGGCAAUGGAGAAAGUUUUUGCUCACCAGAAAAAUCAGCUUGAUAAGGGACAUGAGAAGGAGAAGGAGGAGCUGGUGAAGAAAUAUGAAGAGCAGGUGCAGUUUUUAAGACAGCAGCUUCACAAUCUGGAGGACAAGAUGGAAUCUGAAAGAGAGGCUAUGUCAAGGAAAUAUGAAGAGGAAAAAGAAGGACUAGAGGAAGAGCUGGCAUGUGCCAUCAGGGAGGAGCUAAAGAGACACAAAGAAAGGCAGAGAAGAAUGGCAAAGCAGGAUGAAUAUGUGAGUCAGAUGGAGAAACUACAAGAAACCUACAACCAGGAGAGAAAACAGCUGAUGCAACAGAUAAAUGUGUUACAACAGGAGCUAGACACAGUGUAUAAGGAAUUCAAUAAGGAGUCCAAACCAAGCAAAAAAGUGGAGGAACUCAAUAGGACAAUUACAGCUCUACAGAAGGACAAAAAAUUGGCUGAGAAAGCUCAAUCUGAGCUCCAGAAGGCCCUACAGAUGACUAAAGCUGCCAUGGAAACUCGGAUAUCAGAGAUAGAUGAAGAGAAGGCAAGUGCUGUGAAGGCUGUAAGGGUUGAACUAGUUCAGGCAUCAAAGGAAGCAGGAAAACAGAAGGCAACAUUAGAUGCUGUUAAUAGAGAAAAGAAACUUUUAGAGAAAUCACUUGAAAAAUUACAAAAGGAAAUGUCAGAGAUGCAGAGAGAGGCAAGACAAAUAUCUGAUUUACAGGGAAAAGUUACUUCUUUAGAGGAGGAAAAUAUGUCUCUUCUUGAAGAAAGUCGUAAACUGAAGUUUGAACUGAAACAGUUCCAGACCACUGUUAUACCAGCUCAUGCACAGCAUGUGAUUGACAAAUUACAAGAACGGAACACAUUUCUUGAGGAAACUUUGUCAUCAGCUCAGCACAAACUGACUCGGGUGGAUGAUCAGGUCGAUAAACUCGCUCACCCCAAGCCUGAGCAUAACAAUAACAGCCACGAAUCAAACAAGAAAUUAGCCGAGAAGAUGGACAGUCUAAAUGCUCAUGAAACUGACGAGUCUGCCAAUCAUCUCUACAAAGAAAGGGAGAAGAUGCAGGCUCUACAGUUAGAGAAGGGAAGACUAGAGGAGGAACUCAGGAAAGUCACUCAGAUGUUGGAGGAAGCAACUAGUGACCUAGCUAAGUUCCAAUCCCAGCAUGCUCAGUAUGUCAAAGGUCGCCCCAGUAGUCCCGUCGACAUCGAGAACUUUACCAAGCUACAGAUUGAUCUGGUGGAUCAACAGAGACAGCUCAGAGAGCUACAGGAACUCAUGGAUAACAAGGAAAAUGAGAAGUGUCGAAAGUUCAGAGUUAAGGAGGAUGAGAGGAAGAGACUAAUCCAGAGUUUUGAAGAAGAAAAGGCAAACUUGACUAGGAAACUCAAGCUGACUGAAAAGAUGUUGGAUGAACAGCUUGAGAAAAUUAAUGCUCAUUAUGCUGAGUGUGAGAAGAGGAAUAUUUUGGUGGUGGACUUGUACAAAGAAAACGCUGAUUUGAUGGAAGCUCUCUACUUAAUGGAGGAGAGAAAGAAGGAUGCUGUGUCUCGUUGUUACAGACUCGAGGACCAGUGCAAGGUGCUACGUCUCAUGCUCAAAAAAGUCUGCCAUGUGGCAGUAGCUUGACAUCUUAGUCUGCCAUAUGGCAGUUUCAUAUCUUAACUUGACGUCUUAGUCUACACUGUGGCAGUUUCAUGACAUCUUAGUUUGCCACAUGGCAGUUUCAUGAUAUCUUAGUCUGCCAUGUUUCAAUUUUUUAAGGAAAACAGUAGCAUGGUUUGAUAUGCUAAUAUUCCUGAAAUUGAUGUCCAUUUAAUGCCAUUAAGACCACAUUCCAGUAAUGGAUGUUUAUCUGCCUGAUGCUUAUAUGACUGUGCCAUAUAAUGUAUCCAUGGCUAUACAUGUGAUAUUGUCAUGUAGCAGUUAUUCAAGGUGUUCAAUGAAUAGGAUACAUUUUUCAUGUGAAAUGUGACUUAUACUCAAGAAGCUGACUUAUUGCCCUUCAGAGCAAUUUGUUCAUGAUAUUUAAAAGAUGGUAUUUGUGUGAGUAACAGGGAUUGAGCUAUUGUGAUGUUCACGGUUGCUACAGAAGAUUGUUUAUGAGAAAAUGAGGAGUUUUUGUUGGUGUUGGAAACUUUGUUGUUAUAGAAGAGUUUUCAUGCAGCAGUUAAAAAAUAUAUAUAUAUAUAAAUGUUUUUUAUUUAUUCACUGCAAUAUCCUUUGCUGUAGUGUUCAGGUUUAAGAAAGCUGAAAUUGUCAUCGUUAUAUUUCUUCAUGUAUUGUGAGGACUGAAAAAAUGAUAUUUUUUUUUAAAAAGAUACAUCAUAUGUUACAUUGUCAACCAUUUGACCAUUCCAGGUUCCUGUUUCUUAUUUUUGUUAGUUAUUGUUCAUGCUAGAUAUAAUGUUACAUUGUUAAAACAUUAUUUUUUAUGAAAAUUCCAUUGUCUCAUUGUAUUUAAGUGACUAAAUGUUAUGAAAUAGAAAUAAGAAACCUACUUGUUGGAAAUUAGAGACAAAAAUUGAAAGUAAUGUAUGACAUUCCUUUUUGAAUCCAGCAAUUAUACCAUAUAUAAUAUAAAAUUCCUGCUUAUGUGGUGUGCAGUUUUUUUCAAGGAAUGUAUACACACAUUCUCUCUGAAGGAUGUUUCAUGUCUUCCAGAGUAAAAUUAUAGCUAGCUUUCACUUAUAAAAUGUACAUGUAAAUUUUCACGCAGAAAAAGAAUUGGUUUGGCUCAUGAAUAUUGGGUAAAACUUAAAUACUGAAAACAAGUGUGUGCAUGUGUGUACUGGACAUAAAUAUUCUGAAGCUUUACAGAAGUAGACAUUUGUAUGAAUGAUUUAAUAGAACAUGUACUCGCACUGAGCAAGACAUUAUAGUGCUGUUUUGAAAGUGGUUUUAAAAUAUCUGUGAUACUGUUAUACAAAAAAGUCAGAAAAGUGCCUUGUCUAUAAGCAAUUUUAGGAAACAAAGUAUUCUCCUAUCAAACUGUGAUAAUUAUGCAUAUUUUACUUGUAUCUUUAAAAAAAAAAAUUAUUCAGUAAUACUUAAUGUAAUACUCUUAUUAUGCAUUGUGUUGAAAACACAGAAUAUAUUA